Molecule: messenger RNA, 4065 nt
Organism: Ruditapes philippinarum (Manila clam)
Lineage: Eukaryota; Metazoa; Mollusca; Bivalvia; Venerida; Veneridae
Exons: 29
Coding region: 1-4065 (1354 amino acids)
Cellular component (GO): membrane
Molecular function (GO): protein binding
Source: RefSeq, a predicted model, not a curated record
AUGAAGAGCUCGGCAGACUGGCACGUUAUGUCUGUAUUAGCGAGAAAGGAACAUCGUCCAUCACCUGCAGAAAUUAUGUUUAAAUUUGGCAAUCUCGAUGUCUCCAAGACGAAGACAUUUCGAAUGUUUUAUAAAGUUCUCAAGGAAACAAGUGAUUCUGCUGCUUUUCAUUUCAAAGUUGGUAAUAUUGAGUCUAAUAUACAAGUCAGUAGCACCAAUCUAAAUAGUUGGAUACCAUUCUGUACUGAAGUAACUGUUGAAAAAGAGUCCACCGUAUCUUUUGUGAUCACGGCAACUAAUGUUAGUGUAGCAAUAGACGAUGUAUCUUUGAAGGACGGUGUUUGCCCGGAGGUGUCAACGAAUUGCACAUUUGAUGACGAUUUUCUGUGUGGUUAUUCCACCGAGUAUGGUUGGAAAUACACCAGUGAGAUGGAUAAUUCAAAGAAUAAGAUUGGUUACGCAAGAGUCGUUCAAUCAGGACAAGAACUUCUGUCUCCACCAUUUGAAAAUAUCGACAGAUCAAAAGUUUGUAUAACAGCUGACGUAAGGACGUCACAAGAUCAAGAAGUUGAUACAGCCCCACAUUUACAUCUAGUUCUUAGGGAUGUUGAAACAAAUACAGAACUUCUGCUAAGACAUGACUCACUGCCGGUCAUAAGUGCAGAAUGGCAGACAUUAAAAUAUCAGGUUUCAAAUGUCGUCGGUGAAUAUAACAUUGCUUGGAAGGUAACUCUUGGAGAUUCGGAGUAUCUAGAUAUUCGAAGUGUUAGCAUAAUAAAUGGGGAUUGUAUUUCUCAGUUAUGUGCAAACGAUCAGUUCGAAUGUAAGGGAGAUGAUUAUACUUUCUGUAUGCCGUUACAACAAGUUUGUCGAAAUAUUCACUUAUGUCCAAAUGCUGCAAGUACAGUAUGUCGGCCAACGGUUUCUUGCGACUUCAAUGACAGCUUUUAUUGUGGUUGGACUUUGUAUGGUGCAUCGGUUGAGAAUGGCGAAAGCUCGGGGAUGGUGCUUUUCCUCGGAGGUGCUCAGUAUACAUAUGCCGAAACACCACUAAUAGAAGUAAUGGACAUUUCUUGUAUGACCUUGACCAUGUUGAGGGACUUCAACAAUAAUAUGUGCAGGCUAUUGCGAAACGAUAGCAACAAUUUGGUAGAGGUGAACAACUUUGACAUGUUCAAGUCACAAGGUCGGGUACAGAGUGUUCAGAUUGAACUUCCAGUUGGAAACUACACUUUGGUGUUUGAGUGUCGACAGAUUAAUGAAGAGACAUCGUAUGUAAAGAUCGACGACGUAUCUGUUAUAAGUGGAACUUGUGACCAGAUUGAAUGCAGGGGCUACAAAUGUAAGAAAGAUGAAACCGACAAGUCAGGAGUAACAGUUUGUUUCGACAAUGAUGAUGUAGUUUGUGAUAAAUUCAUCGAUUGUCCGUAUGAUACUGAUGAAAAUAAAUGCGAUUACACUUUUGAAUGUGACUUUGACACGGAUAUAUGUGGAUAUGAUGUUUCCGGGGUAAUUUCACUGAUCAAACUGCCAUACUCUAUAGAUGGAACAGAUGUAACCAUACCAACAGCGAAUGAUACUGGAAAUGAUAGAGCUCUGCUUUAUAAUUCAAUGUUGAAUGAUCGACUUAACUUUACGACCGGACCGAUAGUCGUUCCAGAUGACGCAUGCGCAGUGACGAUGGACAUGUGGAUUCAUAUAUUUCAACCGUUUAGUCCAGGAGAAGCUUUUUUGUUUAUGACUGCUGGCUUCAGUGAUAGGAUUCGCCGAAUAAAUACUUUUACCAGAAACAUCAACUUGAAUGUUACAGAAACCUGGUUCCAGUUAUCUAUUCCGUUGUAUGGAAGCUCUUUUAACCCUAACGAUUGGUCGGUUGGUUUUCUAUCAACUGGAAGAUAUAUUCCAAGUUUCAGCUUUGUUGCAUAUGGAGUCUAUGUUGCCAUCGAUAAUAUAUCUACACAAUCAUGUAAUGAAACUGAUAAAACCGAUGAACUGCCUCCAGAUUUUGAUGAAAACAAUAGAACUUCAACCAAUUUACCAGAAAAUUUCCCAACUACUGUGAUUGACAAUGCUCAUGUUGUGGCCGAUUUCCUCGAUACAGUGUCACUUCUUUGCAGCGUCGAAAAUCUAGGACAAAGCCAGGUAACACUACAUUGGUAUAAAGACGAGGUCCAGAUAUCUAGAAACAAUGAAAUUAUAAACCAGGAUGUUACAACAAUAUAUGAUUUGGAGAUGCUUAAAUAUACAGUUAUGAUAGAUAAUGAUCCUACAUCGGGAAAGUUGAAUUAUUCAUUAAUACUUCAUAGGGUGUCUAAAGCGGACGCUGGGGCAUAUUCAUGUAAGAUAGAAUUAGAUGGAUUAAGUGAUGUAUCCAACAUUUACGUUACUGUUAACACACGACUCGCAUUAUCAGAAAACAAUUGCUACAAAAACACACUGCCAACAUGCCAAGCUUUAGGAUUUGAUGAAGUUAUUCCAAAAGGACCUCUUGGUUUUCGGGAAGUACAAGAUGCAGCAUUACAUAUACAGGACAUAGAACAUUCUAUAACGUUUGAAAAGAUGUCAAAAUCUUGUCAGCGUUCUAUAAUGACAUUGCAAUGUGGCCUUUUACUGCCGAAAUGCCAAGAUGGAAAUCCCAUUCAUGUUUGCAGAGAACACUGUGAAAGUAUAAUAGAAGGUUGCCAUGUAAACAAUUACGACAAUAAUCUCUUUCUGAAGUUACAACAAGGUUGCAAGUUUUUGCAUUUUGUUAAUGAAAGUGGGCAGUGUCUUCCAAUUACUGUAGGAUGUGGGCUGGAAUAUACAGGGCACACAGGAAGUAUUGUAUCUGUCAAUUAUCCGGAUUCAUACCCCGUAAACUCUAAAUGUGAAUGGCAUAUAGCUGUAGAACCGUAUCAUAUGAUUCAGUUUGAGGUUGUAUAUUACGAUGUUGACGCUAAUACCGGAAGUUCAUCUGAAUGUGGAUUAUCUAUCAGAGAUAACACGACUGCCUCAUUAGCCUUUAACUGUAGUGAGAACGUUCCUUUAACGUUUCAGUCAAGCGGGAAUACGGCCACGCUGACAUUUCAAUCCGACUCUGAAAGCUCUGGAAACGGAUUUUAUAUCAAAUAUAGGCAGAUACCAAUGGAUACGUGUAUAUCAAUGUCUGGAGAAAACAUGCUACAUUUAAAUGCAAGCAACAAUCCUUUUGAUGAGUCAUGCAACAAAUUAAAAAUAUAUCUUCAAGACGCAAGAGACACUCUUGAUGUUAUGAUUGACUACCUGGCAGAUGGAUGUAUAACACUACUAGACAAUCUCCAGCUGAACGUAACGUUAUGUAAUAUCACUGAAAAACUACAUUACGAAGUCCAAGGAUACAUGGAUAUCAAUAUAGAAUCGCUAUCUACGAUUUACCAAAUAAAGACUCAAAAACGUUCAUAUGUUAGGUCAGUUCAAGAAGUGACUAUUGAUAAUGCUGGACGUUUGCAGAUAUUGUCAGAAGGAGAGUUUGGAACCAUGUGUGGUGAUCUGGAACAAUUUGCUGCAGAUUUGAUCUGCAAGUCCAUGAAUCAUGGAUGGCCGGCAAAGAUAGAGAAAGGACUGACACUUCCUGAAAUUCUUCCAAGACUUGCAAGUGAUAUUCAGUGUAACGGCGAGGAAGCACAUAUUACGCAGUGUCGUUUUGUUUUCACUCCGCUCGAAAGUGAAACGUGUAUGGAUAGCUUUUACACAAGGCAAAUAAUUAACUGUCCACAAACGACAAUAUCUUGCGAUUUUACAAAGUCUACAUGUGGAUAUGUACUGGAUGAUCACGUCAAAUUUUCACCUCUCUAUGGUCUAUAUCACGUGGGUACAAACCAUUUCUCAAAUGGUGUCGCAAUGUCAAUACCUUUCACUUACACGACUGGUGUGUAUAUGUAUGUUGAAUACAUCAUUAGAAGGGGAGAUAUCGGUGCUGGUAUAACUAUAAAUUUAGUACAAUCAUCUAGUAAUGCAUCCUUUGCGGUAUGGAAAUGGCAAUCGUUUCAGACAUACGGUAUCUUCAAAGAUGUCUGGUACCACUGGAUAAAAAUGUUUGAUAAGUAG